Messenger RNA from Capronia coronata CBS 617.96, 1401 nucleotides. RefSeq lists its product as uncharacterized. The transcript has a single exon. The coding region runs from base 1 to 1401 and encodes 466 amino acids. Gene Ontology annotation, molecular function: oxidoreductase activity. The record is from RefSeq and is a predicted model, not a curated record. Lineage: Eukaryota; Fungi; Ascomycota; Eurotiomycetes; Chaetothyriales; Herpotrichiellaceae.
AUGGCGUGGCCAAACCCUUUCCGCAGAAGGGAUGAACAUACCCGGACUUGCUGGGGCUAUACAUUCCAGUUAACACCGGAACAUCUUACUCCAGAACAGGCACAUCCGUUGAAAUACACGUACGAUGUGCUGGGAGAAGAAUGCUAUGAUAUAGUGAACCAGAUGAAUAUUCCUGAAAGGGAGUCUCGAGCCUCUAACGAGACUGACAAACCGGCAUCGGCAACACCAAAGCGAGAUUUGUACCGCCUUCUCCAGGCCAAUCUGGACAAACACGAGAAACUGCAGCAACUCUGGGAUGAAGUGACCAAUGUUCCGGACUGGGUGGAUUGGGAUCAGAUUGCGCGGGGCCAAGAUGUCUUCUACCGCUACGGAGGGGCGACCUUGACCGGACUUGCCUACCAAUCCCUACUCGGUGGCAUGGGAGCAAACAGAGUAGUGGAAGUGUUAGCCCGGACAGGAGGGUUUUCAGUGAAAGUGGCUCGACACAGACUUUUCGAGACUACGCAGCAUAUCUUGGAGUGCACGAAGUCGAUCGAGUCAAUCAAGCCUGGAGGCGCCGGGUUCGCGUCCAGCCUACGAGUGAGACUGUUGCAUGCUGCAGUCCGACAACGUAUCCUGAAGCUUGCAAAGACCCGACCGGAAUACUACAGCGUGGAGAGGUACGGUGUUCCGAUCAACGACCUCGACUGCAUCGCCACGAUCGGCACUUUCUCCGGAACCAUCAUCUGGCUCUCGCUGCCGCGACAGGGGAUCUGGUUGCGCGAGCAGGAAAUCUUGGAUUACAUUGCACUGUGGCGUCUUAUUGCACAUUACAUGGGCACUCCGACCGAAUGGUUCGAGACGCCGGCCAAAGCAAAGGCCAUGAUGGAGUCUCUGCUGAUGAAUGAAAUCAACCCUACCGAGACUUCUAAGGUUCUGGCGGCCAAUAUCAUCCGCUGCCUCGAAGCCCAGCCACCAACCUAUGCGUCACGCUCCUUUCUUGAAGUUAAUGCCCGUUGGCUCAAUGGGAACGAACUGUCCGAUGCCCUCGGCCUUGGUCGUCCUUCGACAUGGUAUUGGGCGCUCAUGGCCGGCCAGUGUAUCUUCUUCAUGUCGAUCUGCUAUCUGUACCGCUCGAUCCCGGUAUUGGACAGGCGAAAGGUCGCUGGCCUACGCAAGGUGUUCUGGGCGGUCAUCGUCGAAGGCAAGCACGGCUUGGGUGAGGAGACGGUGUUUGACUUCAAAUAUGUUCCUGACUACCACGUCUUGACGGCCAGAGGAGGAGACGAACAAGCCAAGCCCAACGCAGUCGGAAUUGAGAGGAGAAACCUCAAUACCCUGCUCAUUGCCACAGGCUGUCUCACUGCAGCUGGCUAUGUGAGCUUGAAGAUGGCGUCUGCCAUUAUAGGGAGGCUGAUUUAG